Molecule: messenger RNA, 1142 nt
Organism: Diospyros lotus (date-plum)
Lineage: Eukaryota; Viridiplantae; Streptophyta; Magnoliopsida; Ericales; Ebenaceae
Product: auxin-responsive protein IAA32-like
Exons: 5
Coding region: 319-906 (195 amino acids)
Biological process (GO): regulation of DNA-templated transcription
Cellular component (GO): nucleus
Molecular function (GO): protein binding
Source: RefSeq, a predicted model, not a curated record
AUCUUUGUAGCAUAAAUGGGAAGCAGAAUCCCAAUCCACUUGUAUUAGGAUCAGAUCAGUUCAGCCAUUCCUUGUUCUUCUGCAGCGUCAUGUUUCUUCCUUGUAUAGUAGUGUUUGUUGCAGCUGCAUUAACUGCAUCUUAUAUAUUAUUAUUAGUGGCGGCAGCAACUCAAUGAUUGUUAAUGGAGGAAAGGCUUCCUUGUCUUCCCUUCCACUUGCAUCUCUCGUGCACCAUGUUUGGCGCCUGUUUGAUUCACUAUUUUUCAGAAGGCUACUGUUUGAAACCAAGUCGUCAAAUACCAUCUUUUGAAGGCAUAUAUGGAUUCAAACACAUCGGGCUACUUUCUGAACCACACAACUCUUCAUCAGUCGUCAGUUUACUAUCAAGAAAAGGAGGACGAUGGUUUAAUUGACUUGGGACUCAGUCUGAGAGCCUUGCAGCCUGAAGCUUAUCAUCCUUCUGUCCACGAUGAUUACGGCGGUCUGAUAGAGUGGUCGGAGCUGAACCCGGAGCCGAGGCAAGGAAGAAUUGCGUAUCCCGGAAGCAUGAGGCAGCAGCUGGAUUGUGAAGAUCAUCAUCAUGACAAGGGAGAGGCCGGAGCUCAGAGCCAAGAGCGGUGGGCUUACGUGAAAGUGAACAUGGAUGGAGUAAUCGUCGGGCGGAAAAUAUGCAUUCUUCAGCAUAUGGGCUACUCUUCCCUCGCCCUUCAGCUUGAAGACAUGUUUGGUCAACAAUGCUUGUCAGGGUUAAGGUUAUUUCAGGCUGGGUCGGAGUUUUCUCUCUUCUACAAGGAUAGAGACGAAAACUGGAGGACAGUGGGCGAUGUCCCUUGGAAGGAGUUCGUUGAUCGGGUGAAGCGGCUUAGGAUUGCACGCAAGAAUGAGGCUCUCUCAUUCCCUAGCUAAUAUUGCAAUAUUCAUCUCUUUCUUCACCUAGUUUUUCUAGUGAAUUGCUAUGUUCUCACUCUUUUAAGGUCAAUUGAUGUGAUGAAUUAUAUCAAUCUUAAUUCAUUCACAUCAUAUACUAAAUACGAUUAUAUUGUAACUCAACAAUAUGUAUGUACUCAUCAAUUAAGAAUUACACAAAUUAGCUAUUAAUUAAAAUGUCAUCAAGGCACGAUACUUCUCAUUGUGAGGAAAGC